CAAUGGCCAAAGGAUGAUAAACAUGUAGGAUGGGUAAAAGCACGAGCAUUACCAAAUAUUGGGAAAUGGAUUUAUUAUUCUUUAGUACAGUUUAUUAAGCCUACACCAGAAACAUCAACUCCUAUAACACCAUUAUCAUUGUGGACGAUACCUAAACCAUAUGGAUCAGGCAAAAUAUAUACUAUACAAUUAAAUGAAGCUCUUAAUUAUCAAAAUGUUAAACCCAACCUAAGUUCUGAAAAAAAAGAUAAUAAUAAAUUAUCACACGAAAAUAGCCCUUCAAUUAACCUUUCUUUGCCUUCUAACCAAGAGCAACCACUUAUGGAUUCAGAAAUUCAUAGGUUAUUGUGA
Funneliformis mosseae is the source of this 351-nucleotide messenger RNA. NCBI's taxonomy places the organism in Eukaryota, Fungi, Glomeromycota, Glomeromycetes, Glomerales, Glomeraceae. The record is from the annotation of a GenBank genome assembly.